AUGACCGUAUUAGGGCAACAGGGCAGCCAUGUAGGCGUGGUCGAUCGUUGUGUGGCAAUCGGGUGUGGUUACGGUCUCGGUGGAGCCGAACAGAAGAGGAAAAUGAGCAGCAUCCGAUGCAAGGUUUAUUGUUGCAGCGAACCGGAAGAUCUAUUGUCAAAUGUUGACAUUAGGAGAUUUACAUUUUCUUCUGGAACGCUUUCAUAUUCAGAUCUUUUAGUUAGAAUACAACAAUGGCUACCGCGCAACAAUCCUGCUGUACACCCACCAACAGUUGCAUAUCUCACUGCUGAACCAUCUGUAUUAGAGCUAAAUCAACCUGCGCUAAAAAAUUUGGUGCAAAAUGAAAUCGAAUGGACUCGGGUUAUACAAAAUCAUGAUCCGAGUCUUCUUCUCAGACUAGCUGCUUGGGACGAAACUGGCGGCUCUGAGAGUAUAAAUCAAUCAGUGUUAAGGGCCAUGCUGAAAUAUUUAGACAAACAUCGUUACACUGGUAUCACUGAUGAGAAAAUUAAAAGGAAUAUGCAAAAUGGGCAUAUCAACGCAGAUGAAUGGCCUAAGUUGUCAUCUCCAAUUGAAGAAAUGAAAGAACACUACACUGUAGUUGUGAUUGGAUCUGGCUAUGGGGGCUCUAUCAGUGCAUGCAGAAUGGCUAGAGCAGGAAAAGAUGUCUGCGUUCUAGAACAAGGCAAGGAGGUUGUUCCAGGAGACUACCCAAAUACAUUAGAAAAAGUUUUACCCGAGGUGAAACUGACACUGCCAGAUGGAAGUCUUUGGCCUUCAGGAUUCACAAAUGGUUUCUAUGACAUAACGAUAUCAAAAAAUGUGUUGCUCUGGAAAGGGUGUGGACUAGGAGGUGGUUCCUUAGUGAAUUCGAGUAUUUCCAUAAAGCCAGACAGUAGGGUCUUUGAGACGUGGCCAGUAGAACUUCAGCAGGAUAUGAGCAGGCUGGAAGAAGGAUACCAGAGAGCAACAGAAGUAUUAUGCCCUGCACAGUAUCCUAACCAAGCAACGAAGCCACUAAAAAAAUUCAACUCGUUACAGAAGGCUUCAGGGGUGUCUGUCAACUGUAAGCUGGCAUUCACUAACACUACCUUCAAAGACAGAAUAAAUGACCAAGGUGUUCAUCAGAAAGCAUGUGUACUUUGUGGUGACUGUAACACAGGAUGUAACUAUGGAGCAAAGAACACCUUACUGAUGAAUUACUUGCCUGACGCCAAAAACCAUGGAGCAGAAAUAUUCUGCAAUGUUUGGGUUAGCGAUAUACUCAGACGAGAUGAUGGAAAGUGGCUAGUAACUUGCACGUAUGGAGGAGAUCAUGAUGGUGCUCCUCAUCAAGACAAAUUGGUGACAGCAGAUAUUGUGAUGUUGGGAGCUGGUUCCCUUGGGUCAACAGAGAUUUUACUUCGAAGUAGGGAAAAGAAUUCAUUGGCCAUUAGUGAAAUGUGUGGAAAAAGAUUUGGGACUGAUGGUGACUUCUUUGGUUUAUCAUACAAUGGACCAGAUGAGGUAAACGGCUGUGGAUAUAGCUCUCACACACCUGAAGAAAUGAAAGGAAAAGAAUGUGGUCCGUGCAUUACAGGGGUGUGGGACCUCCGAUCAAAAUCGAAGCCACUGUCUGAAGGCAUGAUAAUUGAAGACAUCACCUUUCCUGGAGCAUUUGCAUCAUUGCUGUCUGCAAUGCUUCCAGCAGCAUCACUCGUGUGGGGGAAAGACACAGACCCUGGUAACACAGGAGAGAAAAUGUUGAGAAUUCUAGAAAGUCUGGCUGAAGGUCCAUAUUCAGGUGCAACUCAACAUAACCUUAUGCUGGGAGGAAUGAGUACAUACGGCAGCAAAGAUCAGAGCGGUGAACUCAGUCUCGUUGAUGGACGUUUGUGCAUUGACUUUCCUAACGCUAUAGAUCCUGAUCACAACAGUCAGGUGAAAGCAGUGCUGCAUCAGGCAGCUAAAAACAUGAACUCAACAUACAUUGAAGACCCAUUAGCCAACCCCACUGUGUUUAAAGAAACUAUACCAAAGAUAGAGGCAACAAUACAUCCCCUAGGAGGCUGCAUCAUGAGUGAUUCAUACGAGACAGGUGUUGUUAACCACAAAGGACAAGUUUGGUCAGGACCUUCCAAGGUCUACGACAGUCUUUAUGUUACUGAUGGAGCCAUCAUCCCCACCUCACUGGGUGUUAAUCCUCUUCUCACUAUAUCUGCCCUAGCAGAACGGAUCUGCAUGCUGCUGGCAGCUGACUUGGGCUGUACCAUUAACUACACACCAACACCAAACGUACGGCAUGGUGAUCAUGCAGCAACCCAAGCAGUCCUAGACUGGUAAGCACAAAAAAGAAAAAGAAAAAACAACAGAUCAGCCAAGAUUAAACUACAGACGUCUCAGUCACCAGAUCGGGUGUGUGUGUCUUGUCUAUUAUGUCAUGUUACCAUAGAGUUAGAUACCAUUGAUCCACUUCUGACUGAGCAAACAAAGCAUGCAUUUGUAGGAAACCAAUUGACAUCGAUGUAAUAAGAGACAGUCUCAAGCCAUUGUAUUGCAAUUGUUCCAAGUCAUGCCAUUGCAAUGUACAUAAUACAGUAAAGUUGUAUUUCAGAAAG
Messenger RNA from Corticium candelabrum, 2600 nucleotides. RefSeq lists its product as uncharacterized. The transcript is spliced from 21 exons. Bases 1 to 2325 code for a protein of 774 amino acids. Lineage: Eukaryota; Metazoa; Porifera; Homoscleromorpha; Homosclerophorida; Plakinidae. The record is from RefSeq and is a predicted model, not a curated record. Gene Ontology annotation, molecular function: flavin adenine dinucleotide binding; oxidoreductase activity, acting on CH-OH group of donors.